GGAAGAAAGGGUCAGAGGUCGUGGGUCAGAAGGCGCUUCCGCUGCUUACCUUGUUGCCUUGUAGUGGACGAGCCGAUUCCCACUUAAAAAUUCCGGAAGGUUCUUGGGCUCCAGUAGGGUAGCAACCACAGUAUUCCUAGUCGCUGGUUUCAGGUCCCUGCCGACUGAGUGGAGCCGCCUCCGCCAUGUUUGGCUGCUUGGUGGCGGGGAGGCUGGUUCAAAUAGCUGCACAGCAAGUGGCAGAGGAUAAAUUUGUUUUUGACUUGCCUGAUUAUGAAAAUAUCAACCAUGUUGUGGUUUUUAUGCUGGGAACAAUCCCAUUUCCUGAAGGAAUGGGAGGAUCUGUCUACUUUUCCUAUCCAGAUUCAAAUGGAAUGCCAGUAUGGCAACUCCUAGGAUUUGUCACAAAUGGGAAACCAAGUGCCAUCUUCAAAAUUUCGGGUCUUAAAUCUGGGGAAGGAAGCCAGCACCCUUUUGGAGCCAUGAAUAUUGUCCGAACUCCUUCUGUUGCUCAGAUUGGAAUUUCAGUGGAAUUAUUGGACAGUCUAGCUCAGCAAACUCCUGUAGGCAGUGCUGCUGUAUCCUCAGUUGACUCAUUUACUCAGUUCACACAAAAGAUGUUGGACAACUUCUACAAUUUUGCUUCAUCAUUUGCUGUCUCUCAGGCCCAGAUGACACCAAGUCCUUCUGAAAUGUUCAUUCCAGCAAAUGUGGUUCUGAAGUGGUAUGAAAACUUUCAAAGACGACUAGCACAAAACCCUCUCUUUUGGAAGACAUAAUUUGAAUAAAAUAAUUUUUAAUGGAUUUUGAGAUUUGUCAU
Messenger RNA from Fukomys damarensis (Damara mole-rat), 820 nucleotides. RefSeq names its product heat shock protein nuclear import factor hikeshi (gene Hikeshi). Gene Ontology annotation, molecular function: Hsp70 protein binding; nuclear import signal receptor activity. The coding region runs from base 186 to 779 and encodes 197 amino acids. The transcript is spliced from 5 exons. The record is from RefSeq and is a predicted model, not a curated record. Gene Ontology annotation, cellular component: cytosol; nucleus. Gene Ontology annotation, biological process: protein import into nucleus. Lineage: Eukaryota; Metazoa; Chordata; Mammalia; Rodentia; Bathyergidae.